Molecule: messenger RNA, 1770 nt
Organism: Brachypodium distachyon (stiff brome)
Lineage: Eukaryota; Viridiplantae; Streptophyta; Magnoliopsida; Poales; Poaceae
Exons: 3
Coding region: 1-1770 (589 amino acids)
Molecular function (GO): nucleic acid binding; zinc ion binding
Source: RefSeq, a predicted model, not a curated record
AUGAACGCCACUGAUGAUGAGGACAUCCCUAGUCCUUUAUCAUCAACUCCAAUUGAUGAUGUUGUUGCACAAGACAAGCCCAAUGAAGUUAGACUUGGGCCAAUAACAAGAGCACGUGCAAAGCUACUUGAACAACAGCAAGUGGAGAAGAAGGUUCAUGAGGCCAUUAACAUGGCUCAAGCGACACAAGGCCAUAAUGUGCGUGCGCCGAUGGGUUUUGGCCAUGGAGGUGGCCGUGGUGAUGGAGGUCGUGGGCAUGGCCGUGCGGAUGAAGGUCGUGGGAAUGGCCAUGCUGGUGCCUUCCCUAUGGGUCAUGCACGCCAUGAGUUUGAUCAUGAUGAUGGACAGCACGCUCAUCGUGAUGAUGACGGGCUGGGCAAACCGAAGUUUUCUAUUCCCAAGUUUGAGGGCUCUACUGAUGUUGAAGAAUAUCUUAUUUGGGAGCUGAAGAUUGAGAAAUUAUGGCGUUUGCAUGAGUACACCGAGGACAGAAAAAUCAAAUUAGCUUCUUCGGAGUUUGAUGGAUAUGCUUUGCGUUGGUGGGAUAACAUUGUGCGUACUAGGCAGGAAGAAGGUGAUCCCCCAAUCAUCACGUGGAGAACUAUGAAGGAAGUGAUGCGGGAACGUUUUAUUCCUCGCAACUAUAUGCGUUCUCUCUAUGAUAAGUUGCAGAAUUUGAGGCAAGGCACUAUGUCCGUGGAUGAUUAUUUUCAGGAGAUGGAGUUGAUUAUGCAGCGUGCUAGAGUUCAUGAGCAACCAGAACAGACCAUGCAGCGGUUUCUUUCUGGUUUGACAUACAAUAUCAAGCGUAUCGUUCGGCAUCACCAAUAUUGUGACAUGACCGAGUUGCUGCAUCAUGCACGGGAGGCUAAACUUCAGUUAGCCGAAGACGCGAAGUUUGCUGCUCGUGGUCGUUUCACACCACGCCCAUCGGGUGGGCCGCCUCCACCAAGUCCUUCUUCGGGUGUUCAUGGUACUUCUUCAAGGAAGCCCGAAUCUGCUGUUACCAACGCCAAGAAACUGGCACAACCUGCUGCUAGUGCUGUCGGUUCCUCUAUGUCUACAGCAAGAAACAGGGAUAUGAAUUGUCAUACAUGUGGUGGCAAGGGUCACUUCAAGCACGACUGUCCCAAUAAGAAGGUUAUGUUGGUGAAUGAGGAUCUGGAGUAUGAGACCGGUGAUGAUACUGAUCCUGAAUCUGAACCUUUGGAGGAUGAAGAUGCUUAUGAUGAAGGUGCUGUUGAUGCCUACGCGACACACUUUCCUACUAUUGUGUGUUCGCAAAGGGUGCUGAAUGUCACGCCUAGUCCUGAGAAUCAGCGCUGCAACUUGUUUCAAACAAAGGCUAUCGUUGGUCCUAGUAAGGCAUGCAAGGUGAUCAUCGAUGGUGGUAGUUGUCGAAACUUGGCUAGUAAGGAGCCAUGUGCAAAACUGAAAUUGAAAUAUUUGCCGCACCCCAAUCCAUAUUAUAUUCAAUGGUUGAGUGAUAGUGGGGAGAUGAAGAUCAGCCAUCUGGUGCAUGUGGAAUUUCAGAUUGGACCAUACAAAGACACCGUUGAGUGUGAUGUGGUUCCCAUGACCGUGUGUCACUUGUUGUUGGGUCGUCCAUGGCAAUUUGAUAGGAACGUUUGUCACGAUGGGAGAGCCAACACAUAUCAUUUGCAUUGGCGUGGCAAGGAUGUUCCUUUGAGAGCCUUGACACUGCUGCACAUCGUAAAUGAAUCAAGGCAGAAAGUUGAAGUAAAUUGUGAGAAUGAGCGUGAGGAUUAG